Messenger RNA from Pocillopora damicornis (cauliflower coral), 2815 nucleotides. RefSeq lists its product as uncharacterized. The record is from RefSeq and is a predicted model, not a curated record. Lineage: Eukaryota; Metazoa; Cnidaria; Anthozoa; Scleractinia; Pocilloporidae.
ACAACGCAUCAAUUAUGGUUUGCUUCUUUCACGCGGAAAGUUUAAUUGAUCGUAGAGCUCAGGACAUCUUAAUAGUUUUAUAGAAUCAGGAGCAAGGUCACGACAUGUCUAAAGAGAGGAAAACACCACGAAACAGUCAUGACGAAGAUAAGAUUAAAUCUAAUAUUCCGAGGCCCUCGCAUUGCUUAUGGCGUUCACUCCAUACUCUGUGGGAAUUAUUUGAUACUUACUACCUCGCGAUCGGAAUGAUACUGAUGAUGGCCGUUGGUACUCAGUGGCCGGCAUCAGGCAACUUUCUCUCCAAAAUAUAUUUUUCUCAAAUUUGUCUUGGGGUGUGUUUUCUUCUCUGUGGAUUGCGCACGACAACGGGAGAGCUUCUUACAGCCGUCAAGUCGUACAAAGCAGUCGUCUGGGGAAUUCUUACAAUACUCUUGGUGGUUCCCAUCACAGGAACGCAAAUUACAAAGACUAUACAGUUUGCGACGAUGAGAGAGGAUAAUGUGACCACUUCUCAAUCUACAGUUGUUGGAAAUGUUACUGCAAUUGGUCCCACGGAAUUUGCUUUUGCGCUUCAAGUGUUUUUCACCGUGCCAGCAAGCAUGUCUGGAGGUGCCAUUCUGUCCUUGCUGGCCGGAGGUAACUUUUCCCUUGCGAUCUUACUUAUGGCUAUAACAAACUUUGCUGGAGUGUUUAGUGUGGCGCCUAUGCUAAUCUGGAUGACUGAUCUCAGCAGUGGCGUAAAUGUGAACAGAUUUGGAAAUAUCAUGAUUGUAUUUGCUCUAGUAACUGUACUACCGACCAUUAUCGGCAAGUUGCUGAGAAGUUUCAAUGCUGUUGCUGAAAAAAUCGACUCGUAUAACAGAGGAAUCUACUACACUGUAAUAACGCUAUUCCUUCUCUCUACGUGGCCUGAAGUGAGCAGAGCGCAAGUAGGGGAGAAGUUUAAUAACAUUGUGUCUAUGAAUAUUCUCAUUAUCGUUGGAUACUCCUCUAUCAUGCAUAUCAUGUUUCUGUUGCUCAACUGGAUCGCGGGAGGAUUUCUUGGCCUUGCUCUGCCGGUUAAGAAGACAGUUGUGAUCCUUGGAAGCCACAAGGCAUUGUCGUUUGCUCUUAAGGUGCUCAGGUUCCUGUCGACCGAUGUUGGCUCAAGGAGACUGAUGUCAAUCGUUUGUAUAAUCUCAUAUUUGACGCUUAUUGUCCUCGACUCAAUCAUCGUUUGCAAAUGGGCCACAAUCACGGAGGACGAAAAGGACAAGGAUAAAUCUGCGGCUAGUGCAAAAUAUGGAACGUUACCACAAGACAGCGACUGACGAGUGCGUUAUAAAUUUAGUUUCAUUCGAUUAUUGGAGGAAAAUUGGCUACGAGCUGACAAAUCUUUGUCAACCACGCCCCUUUCUUUGUCUAACAUUUUGGGAAAGCACAAAAAAACUAAGCGAUUAAACUAAACGAUUGACACACAUCGACGAAAUCGUAAAUGAAAAAGGAAAAGUAAAAAAGUAAAAUUUAUGAGGCACUGACUACACUUUAAUUUCUGUGUUAAACAAGCUGAAAGAAUUCACGAAGAUCUACAACCGUGUGUUAGAUCACCCAAUCUAUUGAGGUACCGAAACUGACGGAAUUUUUCGAGUACAUGCGUGCACUGUAUUCAGGUUGAAAAAGAUCCUUGAAAGGUUAUAUAACGACCAUUUGAAAUCACUAUCUUUGACAAUGUUUGGUAAUCAUGGCUUAGCUCUGUUUUUAUCUUUCUCGUGCGCAGUCUUAAUCAGUGGUGGAGUAUGGGUCUCCGCCCCACGCCACAGCACGCAAUAGCGAGCUUCAGGGUAAUUUAGGUGCCACCGCUAUGUAUCAAGAUUCCGUUGCGUCGCCCUAGUUUCUUGCUCAUCCAUUUUUGAAAUUUUCUCAGCUUUUUUGGAUCGCGAUAUUUCAGGGGACCAUUUCCUUAAUCUUGAAGUUCGGGAAGCUUCUCUUUCUAAACAUUCUUCAAUAAAUUGAUACGAAUUCAAUUUUUCGGUAAGUGCACGUGAAUACCUCUUAACAAAAAUUUAACGGACAUGCGAUUUGGCUAGAUUUGUACAUUUUGUUGAUGGGGCUAAAUUUUUAAAUCAAGGAUAAUUUAUUUUGCUAAGGAAAAUCGAUGAAAUAAAGUGAGGUUAAUAUAUAUUUUAUGUUCAUGGCGUAUUGUAUUUUGCUAAUCACACAUAUGUUCUCCACAAGUAAGUAAUUCAGAGAUACUUUGAUCAACAAGUCCGAGAAUUUGUUGAUGAAUCUACGUUUUAGCAGCCUACUAGCAAGCAGGCCCUCAUUAUAAGAGCCUGGGAACGAGCGCUCCUCCACCCGCGGGAAAUCGUGAAACCUUGUGCAACGUGAGCCAGCGAGAGGUCUAUUAAUAAUAAGCACCAACAUUUUAGAGACGCGCACAGCAACCGGAAGUUAAAAGUUCUUAUUCCUGGUGCUCUGUAAACACCCUUUUGGUCAAUACAGUUUGGUUAAAAGUGCUAAAACGAAGACUCUACGGUCGAUACAUUAGCGUUAAGGUGCGCAAGAGUUAGUUUUAUCCUUCUUCCAGUUUUCGUUCGCGAGGUGCCAGACCCGCGGUAUACCUCUUCCCGACUCGUCUCACAUCUUCCCGCGGGCGGAGAAACACGCGAGUCCUGCAGCGAUAAUGAGGGUCUGCUCGCAAGCCGGGGUUUACGAAGAGAAUGGCCACCUGAUCGCAAUUUUUCACUUUACACUGGAGUUCAUUUUUCUUUAAGUUUACUCAUGUUUUGUUACUGCAUGUAAUAUUUCACAUAUUUACAAUGGUGCGACUACACUU